Molecule: messenger RNA, 213 nt
Organism: Funneliformis mosseae
Lineage: Eukaryota; Fungi; Glomeromycota; Glomeromycetes; Glomerales; Glomeraceae
Source: the annotation of a GenBank genome assembly
UCGACUUCAUUUCGAUUUAGCAAAGAGCUCCUUAAUCAAGUCAGGGACCGCCUACUUGCGUUCCAAGAGGAAAAUAUGGAAGCGAACGAGGAUAUGAAGCCAAUCAUUAUCAAGGAAAAUGUGUCACGCGAGGCCUACAUCAAGUAUCUCAGUACUGAGCGAAAGCUCCCUGUUAACAUUCGUUUGAUCAAUGGAAAAAUUAUAGCUUACGAA